This is a messenger RNA of Trichomonas vaginalis G3, 675 nucleotides long. Its product is annotated as CUE domain family. Gene Ontology annotation, molecular function: ubiquitin binding. NCBI's taxonomy places the organism in Eukaryota, Parabasalia, Trichomonadida, Trichomonadidae. The record is from RefSeq and is a predicted model, not a curated record. The transcript has a single exon. The coding region runs from base 1 to 675 and encodes 224 amino acids.
AUGUAUGGAAAUAGCCAAGUUCCUAUGAGUGAAAGUCUUAAAAUGUUAAGCGAGAUGUUUCCUGCUGUAGAUACGGAAACUAUACGUUUGAUGUUAGCAGAAUGUGGUAGUUUUGAACGAACAAUGGAUAGAUUAUUGCAAGGUGAUAGAUCUAUCACUUGGAAAUCGAAUAAAACUAAGUCAGCAGGGCAGGAUAUGCAACAGCCUGCUCAACAAACUCAAAAUUAUCAACAACAAUAUAUUCCGCAAUAUAACCAUCAAAACCAGCAAAAUACUACAUCAAAUGUGAUGCAAAAUCAAAAAUAUAAUAAUAAUUACUAUAAUAAUAAUAUACAAUCCCCAGUUAAGCGCCCAACAUCUAAUCCUCCUCCAACUACAGAUGCUAGGCUAUUUCUGCCUGCAGAGUUAAAGAAAGAAAUGAAUACUUCUUUGUUUGGCUAUCUAGAUUCUGAUCCUGCUAGCGGAGGUAAGUUAAUUAGAACUAAUACUAAAGAUGGGUUAAACUUUCAAUAUAAUUCUCCAUUUAGUGCAAUGUCUGUAGAAAUUAACUCGCGUAAGACAUGCUUAGAUGAUAAAAAAUACCCUAAAUGGAAUUUUAAUGAUGAUACAUUAAGAUUUAAGCAGCAUAUGACUCCUUCUAAAAGCUUUGACUCUCUGAAAAAGAAAAAUCAGUAA